Molecule: messenger RNA, 894 nt
Organism: Monoraphidium neglectum
Lineage: Eukaryota; Viridiplantae; Chlorophyta; Chlorophyceae; Sphaeropleales; Selenastraceae
Exons: 1
Coding region: 1-894 (297 amino acids)
Source: RefSeq, a predicted model, not a curated record
AUGCCGCCAGCCGAGCGCAGCCAGGGCGGCUCCGCUCGGAUCACCAGCGCCAAGAUGCUGAACCGCCGCGGCCAGCACGGCACCGCUCCAGGGCGACAACGAGAGGACAACGAGCAGCGGCAGCAGGGGUUGCCUGGCAAACAACGCGAACAGCGGCAGCAGCAACAACAACAGCAGCGGCAGCAGUGGCAGCAAUCCCGCGGCAACAGAGACCAGCAGGGCAGCAAGGCCAGGGCCACGGGCCCGCCACUGCCACACGGCUUUCUUGCUUCCUCCAACGGGGGUGUCACGCCCAGCGCUGCGUUCCUGGAGCGUUUAGAGGGGGCGGUCGCCAGCGGCGACUGGCGCCAGGUCCAGGCCUUCUCCAAUGGCAUCAUGAAUAGCAGCGGCUACGAGGAGGGCGAGCUGCAGCCAGCACACAUCCGUGCGCUCGCGGCCGCCACUGCAAGGGCCCUGCGCCGAUGGGCGGUGGCGGCGCUGCACGACAUGACCGAGGAGCAGCGGCGGCAGCUGGCGGCCGGCAGCCCUUGGCGACGCCCGUGGUGGGACGCGCGCGUGGUGGUGCGGCCCCUCAGGGUGCUGCAGGCCGUCGAGGUGCAGCAGUCGCGCGCAAAGGUGCUGCAGGACACGGAGCAGGCGGUGACGGUUGAGGGCGAGGAGGAGGAGAGGAAGGGGCCAGUGGCGCGGCGCCAUGGACACGGCCAACCGGGAACAGCGGCUGGGCAGCGCCCGGCGCCGCCGCCCGAGGCGGACCAGGUCUGGAUAUUCUUUCGUCACCUGGGGCGCACAGCAGCGGCGUCAGGGCAGGUCGACGCACUCACGGCGGCGAGCCUGGUGAACUGCGCUGCCGACAUCGGGCUUGUGCUGGGCAAGGACUCCCCCCUUGGUGAGUAG